AUGGCGCCAAGAGCAGGUGGCCCAGGUUUUCAAGGACGCGACAAUCGUCCAUCUCUACAAGCCCAACGGGGACCGGCAACUCUGCGACAACCACUGAGUCAUCUCGUCACUCAACAUCUCCGAAAGGAUCUUCGCUCGCCUCCUCAAUUGUUUCAGCGGCCACCUCGAGUAAGUAAUACUUCCGGAAAGCCGAUGUGACUUCUGACGACACCGCGGAACCACUGACAUGGCCUUCGUCGUUCACCAGCUACGGGUGCCAUGAGAUGCGAACUCACUACUACACUAUCUUCCUGGACUUAGCGAAAGCCUUUGACACGGUGAACAGCGAUGGACUGUGGGAAAUCAUGAAGAAACUCGGCUAUCAUAAACAAUUUACGCACAGCCCCACGACGGGAUGACGGCGCGCGUCACGGACAAUGGGACUGUCGUUGAAGCAUCUGCAGUGAGCAAUGGAGUGAAACUGGGCUGCGUACUCGUCCCCACCCUCUUCAGCCUCCCGUUCUCCGCUAUUCUGAUGGACGCCCCACCGUAAUGAGCGUCCAAGGAUCCGCACUGCAUAUAGGACCGGCGGGGACAUCUUCUCAGCAGUCGGCGCAUGCGAGCCUUAACGCGCGUCCUUACGCGACCACAGUCCAUGAUCUGCUCUUCGCGGAGGCCUACUUACUCCGCACCAUGACCGAAGACGACAUGCAAAGGAGUAUGAACCUCUUCGUCUCCGAGUGCGCCAACUUCGGACUAAGAAUCAACACGGUGGCCAGGAACCAACCGUCACCCAACACAGAAUACGACACUCCUCGAAUCAAUGAGAAAGAAAGUCAACUUAAAACCGUGGACAACGCCGAUUAUCUUGGAGGUACACUCUCGCGCAGCACAGCCAUCGACGACGAGGCUGUCCACGGAUCUCCAAAGCCAGCCAAGCCUUCAACCGGCUGCAAGCCUCCGUUUUGA
This is a messenger RNA of Spirometra erinaceieuropaei, 948 nucleotides long. NCBI's taxonomy places the organism in Eukaryota, Metazoa, Platyhelminthes, Cestoda, Diphyllobothriidea, Diphyllobothriidae. The record is from the annotation of a GenBank genome assembly.